Molecule: messenger RNA, 1147 nt
Organism: Coccidioides posadasii C735 delta SOWgp
Lineage: Eukaryota; Fungi; Ascomycota; Eurotiomycetes; Onygenales; Onygenaceae
Molecular function (GO): hydrolase activity
Source: RefSeq, a predicted model, not a curated record
UUUGACAGGAUGGCAGACGGCCAUUUGCUCGGCCUGGGUCUCUGAAAUCUACUCAGGAUUAUGCUGUUGAACCCAACUGCCCUUGAGAUUACCUUGCGUUACUCGACCUCAUACCUAUACCAGACCGCUCCUCUCCUCGGUAGUCCUUGUUAUUCCUUUCUUGGUAAUUAUGGCGGCAUCAAACCCUCAAACGGGUCUUUCGCCCAAUGCAUGGGAUAGCCAUAUGCACAUCGUUGAUCCCGACCGUUACCCGCUAGCCCCAGACGCGCAAUACAAGCCUCAAACCCACACUCUCUCGGAAGCCAUGGAGUUCGAAUCUAGUGUCGGCAUCUCUAACAUUGUUCUCGUCCAACCAUCUAUAUACGGGUAUGACAACUCCUGUUUACUAGAAGGACUACGUGAAAUUGGGCCUCAACAUGGCAGGGGAAUCGUCACUAUUGAUCCACAGAGUAUCCGGCCUGAGAAGCUCUUGGAAUGGCAUCGGCUGGGAGUCUGUGGCGUACGGCUCAACCUCCAGUCAGUCGACAAGCAAUUGACCCCCGAGGAACUAGCAGAAUCUGUCCGCCAGCACGCGCGAGCGAUUUUUCAUCUCAACUGGGUUCUGCAAUUAUACAUCCCGCUCAGCAGCGUCCCGGCCCUACUGAGCGUUGUUCCUGAUUUAGGCGUGCGCAUCUGCUUUGACCACUUCUCCAGCCCGGCGUUACCGUCUACGGAUGUGGAUCCUGCGUCAUUUGAUCCUUACUCGCUGUCAGGCUUCAGUGAACUUGUGUCCCUUCUCAGACAGGGGAGGACUUACGUCAAAAUAUCGGCGCCAUAUCGGCUAGGUGAUGACCCGGAACUGAAGUUUCUAGGUGUUAUAGCAAAGGAACUGCUGCGGGUUGCCCCGGAAAGGUUGGUGUUUGCAACUGACUGGCCGCAUACGAGGUUUGAAGGGCUGGAUAUCAAACCAUUUAUUGCAAAGUGUCUUCACUGGUGUGGAGGGAAUACAGAGCUCGUUCAUAAGCUGUUUCGUCGGAAUGCUGAAGAGCUUUGGGAACUGUGAGAAGUAUUAAGAAAAAUUAAAACACAUAGGUAGUCUACAUCAACUUUACCCCUUGCAUCACUUGGAGGCAUUGUUUCUCACAGUGGACACUACAAGUAACUUUGA